Messenger RNA from Thermothielavioides terrestris NRRL 8126, 1180 nucleotides. RefSeq lists its product as uncharacterized. Bases 275 to 1180 code for a protein of 301 amino acids. The record is from RefSeq and is a predicted model, not a curated record. NCBI's taxonomy places the organism in Eukaryota, Fungi, Ascomycota, Sordariomycetes, Sordariales, Chaetomiaceae. The transcript has 3 exons. Gene Ontology annotation, cellular component: phagophore assembly site membrane; Atg12-Atg5-Atg16 complex; cytoplasm. Gene Ontology annotation, biological process: cellular response to nitrogen starvation; nucleophagy; autophagosome assembly.
CGCAAGAGUUUGCGUGCCACGCGGCUGCAGCUUGCUUUCGCGCAGUCAAAUCGGAUCUGCGAGGCUGGGCACGCUUCCUGAGCUUCAGCCCUGGAGAAACAUCAACAGCGAUCCGUGCCCACCUGGGCGGACCAUCCGCAGCAUGCAGCCACCGAGAGCUGGAGGACGUCUUUAGAAUCCCCCGUCUCCUUUAUCCGUCUCGGACGCUAGACGGCCCCCGGAGGGAAGGGGGGGUAUCCCGGGCUUUGCUGGUGCCCCCAGUUCAGCCGAGAAGAUGGCCUCGCCAUCGGCCUCCCCACCCCUGGCGGACUCACCCGCGCCCGGCAGCAGCUCGCUCGACCGCCGCCGUGUCAGUGAUAGCAACAGCAACAGCAGCAGCAGCACUCCCCAUCCCUUCGACGGUGCCGACCCAGCUUCACCGCUCCCACAGAUCCUCUGGAGGCUCCAGGUACCCCUGUACAUCACGCACAUGUCUCAACCCGCAACAACAACACCCCCCUUCAUCGUGUCCGUGCCGCGCUUCAGCUACCUGGCCUUCCUGCUGCCGCGUCUGACCGCCUACUACGGCCUGCCGUGCUCGAGCUUCCACCACGAGGAGAUCCAGCUGCGCAACCUGCCCGUCGGCCUGCUGGUCGACCUCUAUCAGCCUCCCUCCCUGCCUUGGCAUCUGGUCGUCGGCGACGGUCCGGAGUGGGACAUCGCCGACACCUUCACCAACUCGGCCAAGGAGGCCGACUUUGUCCGGAAUGGCAACGCCAAGCAGAUCAUGAGCCUGUCUAAGGAGCACAGUACCUCCCUGUGGAAUGCUGUCAAAGAUAAUGACUUUGCCACCUUCAGCAGAAUCAACAACCGCCUACUCAACACGCCUACACCGCUCAAGAACGUUCCCAUGCGUCUCUACAUCCCCUCGUCUCCAAAUGACCCUAACGACGCCACGCCAGGAUCGUUUAGGGUUGUACAGACCUUAGUGCCGGCGCGGCUACCCACCAGGGCACCGCAGACCCUCGGCGCCGCCCUCAAGAACUUGCUGCCGAGUCUCUUCCCUAGCAGCCGCGACCCGGUCCUGGCCAAUGUGAUACUUCACGGUGGGCCAGUGCCCUUCGGGGCGCCGCUGGAAGAGUUGAUGCGGGAGGCAGCGUAUCCCGACGGCUGGCUGUGCUUGUGUGUGGUUUUCUUAUGA